Peniophora sp. CBMAI 1063 is the source of this 780-nucleotide messenger RNA. NCBI's taxonomy places the organism in Eukaryota, Fungi, Basidiomycota, Agaricomycetes, Russulales, Peniophoraceae. The record is from the annotation of a GenBank genome assembly.
AUGUCCCCGACUCGUCCACAGAUCGAGUAUGUCCUGUUUGACAUGGAUGGCCUCAUGAUCGACUCGGAGAAGGUCUACACGGACGUGACCAAUGAGAUCCUCGCGCCGUACGGCAAGGAGAUGACCUGGGACAUCAAGGCAGGACUAAUGGGAAAGCCCGAACGCGCCGCUGCAGAACAUCUUCUCGCCUCGUUUCCUGGCAUCGACAUCACCAUUGACGAUUAUAUCGCGAAGCGUACAGAACUCCAAGACAAAAAAUGGCCUCAUGUCGCGCUUCUACCAGGUGUCGAGCGCCUUGUCAAGCACUUGCACGCACACAACGUCCCGACCGCGAUUGCGACGGGCUCCCAGCGAAGGAACUUCGAGAUGAAGACAGGCCACUUGCAAGAGGUCUUCGGGCUCUUUGGGGAGCGCGUUAUAUGCGGGGACGACUCAUGGAUAAAGCGCGACGGCGGCAAGGGCAAGCCGGCGCCGGACGUGUUCCUCGUUGCGGCGCGCGCACUCGGGCGCAAGGUUGGCGAAAAGGGUCCGGCAGGCGAAAUCGAGGGCGUUCUCGUGCCCGACGCGGAGGCGGCGGAGCGCGCAAAGGGACUCAUUUUCGAAGACGCUUUGCCCGGCGUUCGGGCUGGGAAACGAGCCGGGAUGAACGUGGUCUGGGUUCCCGAUGCCAAUCUACUAGAAGUUGACGACAAAGGCCAGGAGAAGCCAGAUCUGAUUUUACGCUCGCUGGAUGAUUUCAAGCCGGAAGAAUGGGGACUGCCGGCGUACGACAACCUGUAA